AUGGCAGAGCAGUUGCCAGAAGACGUAAUUGUUGAAAUUCUAAGUCGAUUACCAGCAAAGACAGUGAUGAGAAUGAAGCUUGUUUCAAAAGCAUGGCAUCAUCUCAUAUCUAACGUUUGUGCACUAAGAUUGUCAGCCGCUGCGGCAGCCCAUCCUCCUGGCUUCCUGUUCCUCUGUUCUGUUUCCAAAUUUUUGCGGCCUUCGGAAUACGAUAUUGCUGGAUAUGCUUGCUAUCCUGAUGGCCAUGAUUGUUCGGCCAAUAGUGACGGAUUUGUGGAUGCAUAUUCUAGUCUGUUGCCCUUCAAGCUUUCUACUGACCAUUAUUUUGAUUGUUGUAAUGGGUUGCUUUUGUUUACUAGAAGAGAAAUUCAAGAGAAUUCUCUGUAUUAUUAUGUUUGCAACCCCACUACCAAACAAUGUGUUGCAAUUCCCAAUCCCCGUCCACGCACUUAUCCUUUCUCUGCUUCACUCGCCUUUGAUCCUGCCAAAUCUCCUCACUACAAAGUUGUUCGCUUUCUUUAUCCCGAAGAAAUAGUUUCUAGCCCUGUAAAGUUGGAUAUAUUUUCUUCUGAUACUGGAAAGUGGGUUAGGCGCAGUGCCAUGUUAUCCAUUCAACUUCCUCCUCCUCCAGCAGGUUGGAAUAGUUGUAUUAGGCGUUCAAUUUAUUUGGAUGGAAGGAUAUACAAGCUAUCCGUCGUUAACUACCUCCUAAGGUUUGACUUAAAUGCGCACAGUGAUGUGGCUAUUGAACUCCCGCACAAGAAAGUCACUCGUUGUUAUGGAUUCAUCGGGACGUCUAGAGGAAGCUUGUAUUAUUCAAAUCAUGACGAGUCUAGAUUGAUGAUCUCCUUCUGGCUUUUGGAAGAUCGUUGCCAAGGUGAUCCCUUUUGGACACUCAGACAUCGUGUCUCAAUGGAUUACUUGACGUCCAAAUAUCCUGAAGUGCAUAAUUCAAGCUUUCAUUUUGAUGCCUAUGCUAUUCAUCCAGCAGCUGAUAUUGUUUUUCUUGGAAUCCAUAACAUGGUCUUAAGUUACGAUCUUAAAACCAACAAAUUCGAAGAGGUUUUUAAAAUGAAUAAGCAAACAAAGAUAGUGUGCGGCCAGCAUUUUGUACACCUCUUCUCUCCCUGUUAUGCUGUUUUGAGUGAUUUUAGCAAUAAUUAA
This is a messenger RNA of Dovyalis caffra, 1164 nucleotides long. The record is from the annotation of a GenBank genome assembly. Lineage: Eukaryota; Viridiplantae; Streptophyta; Magnoliopsida; Malpighiales; Salicaceae.